Messenger RNA from Rhagoletis pomonella (apple maggot), 2280 nucleotides. RefSeq lists its product as uncharacterized. The record is from RefSeq and is a predicted model, not a curated record. The coding region runs from base 1 to 2280 and encodes 759 amino acids. NCBI's taxonomy places the organism in Eukaryota, Metazoa, Arthropoda, Insecta, Diptera, Tephritidae. The transcript is spliced from 3 exons.
AUGUACAUUCCAGGAACAGCUCGCGUAAAUAUACGUCUCAAUGGCACAGAUUUUUCUGCUCGAGCACUUAUUGAUUCUGGUUCUGAGUGUUCGUUCAUAACAGAACGACUCAAACGCAGAAUCAACCUGCCAGCUAAGAGAAUGCAUGCCCAAGUCUCGGGCAUUACGAAUGCAACUCAUGCGCAGGUUAAAGAGGCAUGCAGCAUAGAACUUCGAUCCCCAGUUGAUCCAUUGUUCAGCCUGCACGCAACGGUGCUCGUCCUAACAAAACUAACUGGAAAUCUACCAUCCUGUCAUAUCAGCGCCAUGACUAUGCAGGCAUUUCCAGGUCUUGUUCUAGCUGAUAAACGGUUCUACGUUCAUGAAGAAGUAGACCUCGUACUUGGCGGAGAUAUUUAUCCCCAAAUUAUUUUAUGCGGCCUGAAGAAAAAUGUACUUAGUACACUUCUCGCCCAAGAAACCGUGUUCGGUUGGAUAUUAACCGGUUGCACAGAUGCACCCAAUCCAACCAACAAUAUAGUUUCGUAUCACAGUGAAGUUGCCUUGGACAAACAACUUACUGCAUUGUGGGAACUAGAAGACAUAUCAAAAACCAAAAGCUUGAACGAAGACGACAAAUACUGUGAUGAGCUUUAUCGGAAGACAACUCGUAGACGAGAAGACGGAAAAUACGUAGUCUCGCUACCAUUUCGGCAGAAAUUUCCCACAAACAUCUGCCUAGGCCCUUCUCUUAAAAAAGCAUGCUCUCAGUUCUUCCGGAAUGAGACACGGCUUGCAAAGGAUACCAUCCUACAAAAAGAGUAUAAUAGGGUACUAGCUGAAUAUGAAUCACUAGGACACAUGUCCAGAAUAAAUGAUAGUAUUUCAGCAGACUCUUCCGAUAACUACUUUUUGCCUCACCACGCUGUCAUAAAGGCAGAAAGUACUUCCACCAAAGUUCGAGUCGUCUUUAAUGCCUCAAGUCCAACGGCUAAUGGCACAAGUCUGAACGAUGUACUUCUCCCAGGUCCAGUUCUCCAAGCAGAUCUUCCGAUCCUUAUACUCCGCUGGAGGUUAUACAGAUACGUUUUUAAUAGUGACAUCGAGAAGAUGUACCGAAAAAUUUGGGUGGAUAGCAACCAUACCAAAUAUCAGCGGAUAGUUUUCCGUACAAACCCGAACGAACCUGUAGGUCUAUACGAAUUAAAGACUGUCACUUUCGGGAUUAAUUGUGCUCCUUACCUCGCGAUAAGGACACUUCUACAACUGGCUGACGAUGUAGAAAGCUCUUCCCCAAUAGCAUCUAACAUACUACGGAAAUGCAUGUAUGUGGAUGACGUGCUAGCUGGAGGACAUAGCAUUGACUCUACCGUAAAAGCAAGAAAUGAAAUCUCUGAAGUACUACGGUCAGCCGGAUUUCCGCUAAGGAAAUGGACCUCAAACUGUGCGGAAAUUCUAAAGGACAUCCCAAAAACGGAUUUACUCAGUGAAGACUUUUUGGCAUUCGAAGACACCAGCACGGUUAAGGCUCUUGGCAUAAGAUGGAAUGCCCAUACGGAUCUUUUCUAUUUCAUGGCAAGACCAUUGGAGGACCGCGAUACACUUAAAAAAAGUGCGAUACUAUCAGCUAUCGCCAAGCUAUUUGAUCCUCUAGGAUGGCUUGCUCCAAUAGUCGUCGUGGCCAAAAUACUCAUGCAAAGGCUAGAAGGCAUAGACUGGGAUGAGACUGUGUCUUCUAUAACUUUGGAACGCUGGCAGAAUUUUACCAAACAUUACCAUGCAAUAGACAAUAUUAGAAUACCUCGAUGGGUACAGUUCGCACCAGGAGAUGACAUCGAGAUACAUGGUUUCUGCGACGUAUCGGAAAAAGCAUAUGCGGCUACUGCAUACAUGCACGUCAAAAGAGAUGACAAAGUUUUGGUCAACCUUUUUUUGGCAAAAACCAAAGUAGCUCCUGUCAAAACAAUAUCGCUACCACGACUAGAGCUUUGCGGAGCCGUACUGCUCGCGGAAAUCAUAGAAUCCGUAAUCAAGAACCUCGACCUAGGGCAAGUUAAAACAUAUCUUUGGACAGAUUCGACCAUCGUACUCGCAUGGAUACGAAAGCCGCCUUGUUCUUGGUCAACUUUCGUCGCACACCGAAUUACGAAAAUAGUAGAAAAGGUCGUACUGGGUACGGAUGAGGCGAAGGAUGAGUUGAUUUUCUCCGUGCAAGGAGACUUGGUGGAUCAACAGGACGAUAAGACGAGACAAUCUGCAAUUAUACGGGAUAAUGAUUGGGUGGCGCUCAUUAUAUGCUAA